Messenger RNA from Paramecium octaurelia, 1217 nucleotides. NCBI's taxonomy places the organism in Eukaryota, Ciliophora, Oligohymenophorea, Peniculida, Parameciidae. The record is from the annotation of a GenBank genome assembly.
AAAUUAUAUCAUAAACUCAUGCAUUGUUUCAGAGCAUUUGCCAUCUUUGAUUUUGAGCUCAACCAAAUUUAUUUGAUAUUAAGAAGGGAUAUCGAAUAAACUCCUUUGUGGUAAUAAACCAUAAAAGAGAUUCAGCAUUAGAUUGGAGAAUAAAAUGUAAUGGAAGAGAAGGUCUUCUCCACUCAAUCAUUGUUAGGGAAAGUGAGAGGCAAAUAUGAUUAUUUUACAAGUAUUAUUUAACUAAUAUGUUUAGAUCGAUUACUGAUAUCGAUAUCGCAUGAGUUUGUAGACGACAUUUUUUAAGCGGAGCUUCUACUUAUGAUCUAUGCAUACUUGAGUGAGGUCCCAAACUACAAAAAUGUAAUCUUUAAGUUUUUAAAAUCAGCUCAAAAUAAAAGAACUCGAAGCUUUGGAAAAGUUUAAAAUAGAAAAUUUAAUAAAGGCAAAGGAAGAACAAUUAAAGUUGAAUAAUACCUUCAUUUCCAAAUUGUCAAGCUCAAAGCCCAAUUUAUAGGAAUAACAAAACCAAAAAAUUUUAACUUGUACAACGCUAUCAAGUGAAAACAAUGAUUUGUAGAGUUUUUCAAGCAAAUAAUUAUUGGAUGAAUAAUAUCUGAAAGUCUUCCGCGGUUUUAUGUUGUAUGACAAAAAUAAAUAAUAUUUUCUAAUGUUUGUAAGGAAGGGCUUCAGCAAUGAUAAGACUUGGAUCGAAGAAAGAGUCAGAAUCGAAAAUAUUUUAUUAGAAACAACGCAAAAAACAUCUCAUAUUUUCUGUAUACAAACCACUUUCGGAUAAUUCAUAAUCGAAUAUGAUGCAACAAUAAGUAUCUUAUAAAUACUAGAUAGAAUUCUAUUUCAUACUUCUAUCUAGAAACAAAGCUGCUGAAAAUCCACAAUUUUAACUUUUAUAAAGAAUUAAAAGUUUCAUCUAAUUGGAACCAAAAUUCCAUAAAGUAAGAAUUAAUUAUAAUAAAAUUAAGUAAAAAAAAUGUGACCUUGAAAGUAAGUUACUGUAUGCUGUUAAUGAUAUCGUAGAUGCAGAGGAGAGAAUAUAUGCAUCAAGAUAUGGAACGUAGUUAGUCGAGUCUAGAAUAAUGAGGACCAAAUGCAAAAGUGACAAGACUUCUGUCCAACCCUCAUAAAAGUAGAUACCUUCAAUAAGUGUAUUACCAAAUAUGUAAGACUGCAAUAGUCUUAAUUAGAUACAAAUCAAAUGA